Messenger RNA from Drepanopeziza brunnea f. sp. 'multigermtubi' MB_m1, 2094 nucleotides. RefSeq lists its product as uncharacterized. NCBI's taxonomy places the organism in Eukaryota, Fungi, Ascomycota, Leotiomycetes, Helotiales, Drepanopezizaceae. The record is from RefSeq and is a predicted model, not a curated record.
AUGGCCUACGACGCCUACGGCCGUCCGCUGCGAAGCAAUGGGCAGCCUGGCUAUUUCGAUCCGCUCGGUUCCAGCGCCCCUGAUUACACGAGCCAUCAGCAGACUUAUUACGACCCGGAGCCUCGAGAUAGCAACCCUCCUUUUCAUCACCGAGAUCACCUAGAACCCGCAGUCCCUCGCAGACGAGAAUCUCCCAGCAAGAUGGGGACGACGACGACGACGGGUGCUGAGCAUGCCGAUCAGGUUGGCCCCGAUGGAGUCUCGCCAGAGUUGAUAGCUGCGAUUACCGAAAAGGUCAAGAGAGAAGUCUUUGAACAACUGAAGCAAACUGGGGCUGUUGAAAUACCGUCCCAAGCUCCACCUGUGCAUAGAGAAGGAUCGAGCGACACAUCUUCCCCUCCACCUACUGCUCAAAGGGUCUACACGCCUCCGUCCCCGACCCAGAAGAGCAGGCAGACAUACGCCCAAUCUUACAUGCCUCCAACUGUAGAAUCUGCGCGAUCGAGCCCGGGCAGCCCACUAGAGGAAUUGGCUGGAGGAAACCGAUCUGCAGAUAGGCAACCACUCGCCCCAAGCAGCCCCCUAGACAAGCCUUCUGGAGUACGCUUCUCUGAUCGUGGGGUUCCGACUCGGCCUGCUGGAGGGAAUCGGACAUACUCGACCGUGGAGCUCUCUACAAUCGACCAGAAAUGGGGAAGGCUCUUUGAGACUGAUGGCAAGCCAACAAAGAGACUGGGCCAGUUCUUUCGAGGACUGGCAAAUUACAUUAUUGAGGAGUUCUCGCCAAAGAAGACGAUUGUUGUUACUCCGUCCAAGAUGGCUGCGUACUAUGCUGCCCAUUCAGUGGACAAGGAACCUCAUCCCCUUCUGACAAUUUUCCGAGCCCAGUCAAAUGAACACAUUUCCCGACUGUACCAAGACCUAGGUUGCGAACACCACUUGACUCAAGAGGACUCCCACUCGGCACCGACUAUUCCAUCUCUCACUGCCGUUGGAUUCGCUCACUGGAUGACUAUCAAUAUUUUGGCCUACCCAGAAGAAGAAUACAAGAGGCUCGAAAAAGUGGUCAUCGCCAUGCCAAUCGAUGCCGAUGGCGACUUGGUAGACGGAAAGCCAGAACGUCUGCCCAAGCAAAUCUCGCGAUACCUACUACCCGAGCGAGAAGAUCGAUCGUCAAGGAAGCUUCUUGACAGAGCCAUAGAAAACUUCCUCGACGAUCUCGGAUCAUCCAGUCGGCGAAAACCAGCCAUCACGAGCCCACCCCUCAGCCGGCAUUCCUCGUCCUCUCAAACACGCUCCCAUCCUCCCGUCGAAAUCCACCAAAGCCGCAACUCUCCCACCGCAGCAAAGGCCCAACCCAUCGAACGGGAACGCAAACCCUACGGCGGCGUUCCCUCCGCCUCUGAAACAUCCAUCAACGCCGAAGAAAGCGUCAAAAUCGAGCGCGACCGCCAGCCCUACUCAGCUCAACCUGGCAGCGGGAAGAUCCAUGCCGACAACCUGAACGUGAGCUCGCGCCCAGCUAGGGCUAGUUCCAUCAGCAGCCGCAACGACGAAGGUGAGAACCUGCAGCACAUCCGCACCAAUAGCACCACUUCCCAAAAUCGACAUCCGCCGCGUGCUGGAGGAAAUCGAAGAAGCAGCUCGCCCCCGUUCAAAAAUUUCAGCCAGUCUAGCCCAGAUGACAUCCACUCCUCCAAAUACGGGCCUAGCCCUAUCUCCUCGUCUUCAGGCUUUAGCAACAAUCCGUCUUCAGCGUUCUCUCCCGGCCAUCGGGGCUCUGACCCCGUGUUUCCCCCUCCGCCUUCCGGUCCACCACCAAUAGAUAUCUACCGCCGCUCUCGAGAUGAUCGACAUCGCCGUCCUGGUAACGAAGAGGAUGACGCCAGAUUCACAUCUCAAUUUAACAGUCCCCGCGACGCCGAGAAAUGGGACCGCUACCACGAGCAAGAAUCCUCUCGAGGCUCAGCGUACGAACGAGGAUCUGCACCCAUCGAUCCCCGGGACAGAGGCGCCCCCGCGGAAGAGUGGUAUCGGGAGAAAGGACGGGGCCCGGAGUAUAACGACCUCUACGGUGGCGGAAGACGGUAUUGA